AUGAUGCCGGCAGUUUUUCUGAGCACAACUACUUAUUUCCUGAUAACAGCCUCUCUCGUGGCACUGCUGAUGCUGCUGAUUGAUCAUGGCAGAGCGAGGCGGAAGAGGACUGUCUCCGGAAUCAUUGAGGAGGGCAUUCUCGGGGAGAUCAAGAGGGAUGAGGUGCCUGAGGCCCCCGGGCCCAAACCAUGGCCAAUUAUUGGGUCACUCGAUGUUCUUGGGCGGCAUGAUGUGCCCUACAAGGCAUUCGGUGAACUCGCUAAGCAGUACAACAGCCAGAUAAUCAAGCUCAGGUUGGGAUCACUCAACUGCAUUGUUGUUAAUGGACUGGAGAACAUCAGGGAAAUUCUCUACACGAAGGGCACGCACUUCGACUCGAGACCCAAUUUCACGAGGUACAAUCAACUCUUCGGGGGAGACAAGGAUAACUCGCUGGCGUUCAGCAACUGGUCUGAUUUGCAGAAAAGCCGGCGUGAGAUGCUCCGUGUCCACGCAUUUCCGCGGGCACUCACUGCCAAGUACAAUCAGCUUAACAGCCUGAUCGCCAAGGAGCUCGAGUGCCUGUUGGGUCAUAUUGACACCGAGGCAAGUGCCAGUGUCAAGGUCGCUGUGAAGCCCGCGAUACUGAAGACAUGCGCCAACAUAUUCACGAAUUACUUCACCUCGAGAAGAUUUUCCAACGACGAUGAAGAGUUUCAGGGAAUGGUUGAGGCCUUCGACAACGUCUUCUGGGAGGUGAAUCAGGGUUACGCCGCGGAUUUCAUGCCCUUCCUGAUGCCUCUGCACGCGAGAAAUUUGCGGCGGGCUGCUCAAUGGGCCCAAACCAUCCGAAAAUUCGUGGUGACGAGGUUGAUUGAGGACAGGAGAUCGUCGUGGAGCCAAGUCAUUCCGGAGAAGGACUACGUCGACUGCCUGAUAAAUCACGUGCAGACGAAUGCCGAGCCGAUGAUGUCGUGGAAUACGGCUCUGUUCGCCUUGGAGGACAUCCUCGGGGGACAUGCAGCCAUCGGGAAUUUUGUCGUUAAGAUUCUGGGGUACCUGGCGCCCAGGAGACAUGUCCAGGAGACAGCGCAGAAGGAGAUUGACAGCGUCGAGGGAGUCGGAAAUGUCGUGGGCUUGGAGUACAGGAGGAGUAUGCCGUAUACAGAGGCCAUUCUACUGGAGUCUAUCAGACUCAUCGCCAGCCCUAUUGUGCCGCAUGUGGCGAAUCGCGACAGCUCGGUUGCUGGUUACAAAGUCGAGAAAGACGCCUUCAUAUUCCUGAAUAAUUACGACUUGAACAUGUCCGAAGAUCUGUGGAUGUCGCCCCAAGAAUUUAUCCCCGAGAGAUUCAUAAAAAAGGGGAGAAUAUCGAAACCCGAGUACUUUCUGCCGUUCGGUGGAGGCAGAAGAUCCUGCAUGGGGUAUAAAAUGGUUCAGUACGUCAGCUUCUCGAUAGUUGCGACAAUUCUCAAACAUUACACACUUCUGCCCGUCGAAGGUGAGAGCUACAGUGUGCCUGUUGGUAGUCUAGCGUUGCCACUCAAAACAUUCAACUUUAGGUUCGAAAAGAGAUGAUUAAUUAUAAUUUAAUUUGCCUAAAAUGUUAUCUUUCAUCCAAAGAACUGCGAAUCGUAAUUAAUUAAUGAUUACGGAAAUUAUUAGACUUUAAGGUAGGAUAGAAUAUUUUACUCGUUCUGAUUAUUGUUCUUGAUUGUCACACUCGGAUCAGUCGAUCAUGAAGAACGGACUGAUCUUAGUAUUAAGUAUUUAAGGUGAAUAUUAUAUAUUUUUGCGAGUGAUAAGUCACGUCAUCAACUCAUCGACUUCAUGUUUUUUUCUAAUUUAUUGUUGAUGCGAGAAAAUGAACAGUAGACAGCGGAAUAAUUGUGAAAUCAUCUCAUCACUCCUCUGAAGUAAAUCCAAAUCGUUGACUCAUACUUUUGUUAUACGUCUGUUAUUUAAUCGAAAAAAAACAAUUUACAACU
Diachasma alloeum is the source of this 1967-nucleotide messenger RNA. Its product is annotated as cytochrome P450 307a1. Lineage: Eukaryota; Metazoa; Arthropoda; Insecta; Hymenoptera; Braconidae. Bases 1 to 1557 code for a protein of 518 amino acids. The transcript is spliced from 3 exons. Gene Ontology annotation, molecular function: oxidoreductase activity, acting on paired donors, with incorporation or reduction of molecular oxygen; heme binding; iron ion binding. The record is from RefSeq and is a predicted model, not a curated record.